AUGAUGGAAAUCGAGCAGACCAUCGCAUUAGGGUAUGGCAGUUGUGCUGUGGCUCCCUUGGCUCUAUUUUGCCUUUGGUGUUACAGAGACGAACUGGAGGGGGUCAUCAAUGCCAUCAAGGGAACAUUGUGGCUUUGGUUGACAGUGCCAGUGACAUUGGUGCUGUGGCUUGAGAUUCUUUGGCUCCCAAUCUGGUUGGCAAAUUUCGUUGCAGUGGUGGUGCAGCUCAUCAUGGGAAUAUUAUCUCUCCAGCUUUUUGGACUCACACUGCGGGUGCUUCAGAGUUUUUCAAGCAAGCUCCGUAGUAAGCUCCGUAAGGCAAUGUCGGCAAGGUCGAAGGGUCCUUUGACUUUGGCAUUGACGGCGAUGGGGUCGUUGAUAUCGGCGAUGGGUCUAUUGAUAGGUUUGAUCGCCCCAUGGGUGUUCUUCACUGCCACUCAAGUCUUGCUCAUUCAGGCCCUGCAGCAUGGCUGGGAGCCACCCUUUGUGCUGCACCCUCUGAAGAUGCAGGCAAGAUUCUUAAGAUCAAACCUAACCCCAGAGGACAUCGCACAUCUUCAAAAUCUCACCAUGCCUGAUAAGGUCAUUCCGAAGGCAUGCCAAGCGAUCAGGACUAGCGACCUGGUCGACAAUGUGACUGCGGGUAUCACCUGUGCCAGCUGGUGCCGUGCAGUGGACCUAUACCUACCCAGUAGCAAUUACCUGUUUUGGUGCUUAAAAGCAGAAGCAUGGUGGGCUUUCUCGCCUCCCCUUGCAAUUGCCUUCGCGGGCUUUCAUUUGGCCAUUCCAAUCUCAAUCUUGUCCGCUGUGCUCUAUGCUCUGCCAGCCAUUUGGGUCACAUGCAGGGCAAGGCUUCGAUCAGACCAGAAUGCUACUGCUGGGUAUGAGAAUUUACCUUUGAGCUCCAGCGAUGCUCCUCCAUCUCUCCCCUCUGCCGAUUGGCCGCUUGAAAAACCGUCAUCAACAGACAUCUUGAGUCGGUUUGCCCAUUGGAUGUACAACAAUGAUCGGGACGCAGCGAUCUUCUUGGCCAAAGUCGCUGUUGGAUUCAAUAUCUUUGAGGUCGUGGGAGAUGUCAACAGCAGCUUUAACUUGUUGGCCCUUGGUCAGCCUUUCUACGCUUUGGCCAUGUUGGCCUCAAUAAUUCUUCCCAACUACCCAGGUCUCUUCCAAAUUGGCAUGGCACAAGCUCUUGAAAAAUGCACACAGCAAGGGAUGGUGUCUGAAAAAUUGCUCGAGCAUCAAGAAAGAGAAGGGCUCAUUGAAGGAGCGAUUUCGUGCAUCAUUGCGCUGUGCGCCUUGGUGCGAACCCCAGCCAUGUCGCCCUUCAGCACGGCAUCACUGGCGUUCACUGUUUGCACCUCCAUAGCCUUCAGCAUCCCUUCGGGCAGCACAGCCCGUGCCCUGCUGCAAGCUAAGGUUGAGGGAAAGCUAAAUCUCAAUGACUACUACCAGUUCAGUAAGGCCAGAAAGGACUUGGAACCGGCCCAAAAGUACUUCAUCUCUGUCCUGGUGAUGAGCUCGGGCUGUGCACUGGGGUUGAUGCUAUGUGCAGUUGGAGACUGGAUGCAGAAUCUUUCGAGUGGUCCAACGGCGUUCCACUGCAUGUCAUGUUGGAAAUUAGUUGUUGGAUUUGUGGGUUGUAAUCUUCUGCUGCUAAGAACUAUGUUUGUCACAAAGUACAUCGUGACGGUCUUGUUUAUCAUCUUUUGGAUCUUGCAAUGGAUCGAUGUGGUGCAGCAUAGCGACUGCCUGUUGACUUGUGAGGAGUGGCACAUCCGACAGAUGAUCUUCUCAGUUCUGGGAACCGUGGCUUCUCUCGCUUCUCUUUGGUGGUGGCAGACCAGCAGCCUGGUGACAGAUGUCAUGGAAGAUUACGCCCAUGCCCACGUCGUUUCUCCCUCGUCUUCUUCCUGCUCUUCUCCUUCUUCUUCUUCUUCUUCAACUUGA
Durusdinium trenchii is the source of this 1950-nucleotide messenger RNA. NCBI's taxonomy places the organism in Eukaryota, Dinophyceae, Suessiales, Symbiodiniaceae. The record is from the annotation of a GenBank genome assembly.